Messenger RNA from Closterium sp. NIES-67, 959 nucleotides. NCBI's taxonomy places the organism in Eukaryota, Viridiplantae, Streptophyta, Zygnematophyceae, Desmidiales, Closteriaceae. The record is from the annotation of a GenBank genome assembly.
ACUCCAUGCCCUUCCAUGACUCCAUCCCCUUCCAUGACUCCAUGCCCUUCCAUGACUCCAUCCCCUUCCAUGACUCCAUCCCCUUCCAUGACUCCAUGCCCUUCCAUGACUCCAUGCCCUUCCAUGACUCCAUCCCCUUCCAUGACUCCAUCCCCUUCCAUGACUCCAUCCCCUUCCAUGACUCCAUGCCCUUCCAUGACUCCAUCCCCUUCCAUGACUCCAUCCCCUUCCAUGACUCCAUCCCCUUCCAUGACUCCAUCCCCUUCCAUGACUCCAUGCCCUUCCAUGACUCCAUCCCCUUCCAUGACUCCAUCCCCUUCCAUGACUCCAUCCCCUUCCAUGACUCCAUCCCCUUCCAUGACUCCAUGCCCUUCCAUGACUCCAUCCCCUUCCAUGACUCCAUGCCCUUCCAUGACUCCAUCCCCUUCCAUGACUCCAUCCCUUUCCAUGACUCCAUGCCCUUCCAUGACUCCAUCCCCUUCCAUGACUCCAUCCCCUUCCAUGACUCCAUCCCCUUCCAUGACUCCAUCCCCUUCCAUGACUCCAUCCCCUUCCAUGACUCCAUGCCCUUCCAUGACUCCAUCCCCUUCCAUGACUCCAUCCCCUUCCAUGACUCCAUACCCUUCCAUGACUCCAUGCCCUUCCAUGACUCCAUCCCCUUCCAUGACUCCAUGCCCUUCCAUGACUCCAUCCCCUUCCAUGACUCCAUGCCCUUCCAUGACUCCAUCCCCUUCCAUGACUCCAUCCCCUUCCAUGACUCCAUCCCCUUCCAUGACUCCAUGCCCUUCCAUGACUCCAUGCCCUUCCAUGACUCCAUCCCCUUCCAUGACUCCAUCCCCUUCCAUGACUCCAUCCCCUUCCAUGACUCCAUGCCCUUCCAUGACUCCAUCCCCUUCCAUGACUCCAUCCCUUCCAUGACUCCAUCCCUUCCAUGACUCCAUCCCUUCCAUGACUCCAUC